Molecule: messenger RNA, 1398 nt
Organism: Aureobasidium melanogenum CBS 110374
Lineage: Eukaryota; Fungi; Ascomycota; Dothideomycetes; Dothideales; Saccotheciaceae
Product: sphingosine N-acyltransferase lac1
Exons: 4
Coding region: 1-1398 (465 amino acids)
Biological process (GO): ceramide biosynthetic process
Cellular component (GO): membrane
Molecular function (GO): sphingosine N-acyltransferase activity
Source: RefSeq, a predicted model, not a curated record
AUGGCUUCGGUCGCUUCCAAUCCCGCUUCCGCGGAUGCUCAAUCGUUCCCGCAACACCUCAACACCAGAUCGCAGACCAAGAAGAGGUCAAAGAGGAAGCAUGAAAGUCUCUCGAGCUCGCUGUGCGCUACUCUCGUUGAGCACCAACUAGGCCUGUCCAUCAACGUACUCAUGCUUCUCGUCUUGACACACGUCUGCUUCCCUAGCCUCCGCUCUUCGACAAUUCAAUACUUCACCCUGUCUUACUAUGACGCUCAAACCGGCCUCUACAACCCAGGAUGGCAGGACUUGAAGUUCGUCUCGCUGUGCAUCAUAGUCUUUACCGGCCUUCGCGCUGCCGCCAUGGACUAUGCUCUUGUCCCAAUGGCCAGAAGAUGCGGGAUUCACAAGAAGAAGGCCACCAUUCGCUUCGCCGAGCAAGCAUGGCUGGUCCUGUACUAUGCCGCAUUCUGGUUUCUCGGCACAUAUCUCGUUUACGAAUCUCCAUACUUCAACAACCUGCCCGCAAUGUGGUCCGCCUUCCCCACACGCUCCAUGACCGGCCUCUUCAAACUCUAUUAUCUGGCUCAAUUCGGUUUCUGGUUGCAGCAAAUCAUGGUUAUCAACAUUGAGGAGCGCAGAAAGGACCAUUGGCAAAUGUUCACUCACCACAUCAUUACAUGCCUGCUCUUGAUCGGCAGCUACGGCUACUACCAGACAAAGGUCGGCAAUGUCAUCUUGUGCCUGAUGGACGUAGUCGAUUUGGUCUUCCCUAUUGCGAAGUUGCUCAAGUACAUGGGCAUGCAGACCGCGUGCGACAUUGCUUUUGGCGUUUUCAUGCUUUCGUGGUUCGUCGCCAGACACGUCUUUUACCUCGCUGUUUGUUGGUCCAUCUACGCCGAUGUCCCUGUCGAGAUGCCUUACGGCUGCUACAACGCCGUCACUGGUGCCAAAACUUCCGAGGAUGGCGGCAACGAGGUCCUCUCGAAUGUGCUGCACGCUUAUACUAGCGGCAAUGGCGAUGUUUGCUUCAACGAAAAGAUCCACUACGGCUUCCUGGGUCUGCUGCUCGCUCUCCAGGUCAUCACAAUCAUCUGGUUCGGCAUGAUCUGCCGCGUCGCAUACCGUGUGAUUUGUGGUAAGGGAGCUGAUGAUACUCGUUCUGAUGACGAAGAAGAAGAGGAAGAGGAGGAAGAUACCCUGGAUACUGUGAGAGAUUUCUCAACAAAGGAGCCUGAACUGCGAUUGGCACCUCAGGAGGAAGAAGUUGGUGUCGAGAGUCUACGCUUCACACGCCGACCCAGUCCAGCGGCCAAGCGAACCUCUGAGAAGAGUCGUGCCAGUGGUAUCAGCAUCCCUGGCAACCACAAGGAUCUGCUAGGUCGUAUUGGCUGUGAUAAGCCAGCUGGCGGGUCAUGA